AUGAAAGUAUCGAAACAAUAGAUUUAACAGACAAGGAAUCAUUACACUCAUCAAACAACGAACCAUUACAUUCAUUAAGCAUGGAACCAUCAAAUUCAUUAAAUAUAGAACCAUCAAAUUCAUCAAAUACGGAACUAUUAUAUUCAUCAAGCAGAGAACCAUUAGAUAAAGAAUCUCUACCCAAUGUGUUUGAAAUAACAAGCAAUAAGACUAUCGAAUCAGAAACUUCUGUAGUAAAAAAACCUGUUAUUA
Molecule: messenger RNA, 252 nt
Organism: Dentiscutata erythropus
Lineage: Eukaryota; Fungi; Glomeromycota; Glomeromycetes; Diversisporales; Gigasporaceae
Source: the annotation of a GenBank genome assembly